ACGGAGCACUAAAAAUUGGAAACAAAAAUUUAAUCAUCAAAUGACAACUCAAAUAAAGGGGAAAAAAUAAGUUUCCAAAUCGUUUACUAGCAAUUCGAACAACGGGAAAAAAUUUAGUUCCCAAAACCGAUUACUACUCUUAUGGCUUACUUGCGAAUCACUGCCGCCUAAUAAUAUAUAUACUUCCCAACACUAACUAAAACUUCCAUUCAUUCAUCUCAAGUCUUCUUUCAAUUCUUUGGCCAUCAAAGAGAAUAUACAAUCACAAAAACCCUGAAAUCUUUUCUUGUUUUCUUUUCUUCUUUUUUUGACUUCUCGUUCCACUAUAAUCAAUCUUCUAUUGUUGUUUCUUUCGUCCCGCCAUGGAAGUUGCCGCUUAUCAGAACCCUAAUCUUCCCGUUGCUGUAUCUGAAGCUCAACCGCCAGUUGGUUAUAGGUUCCGCCCAACGGAUUCCGAACUUCUUGAUCAUUACUUGAGGAGGCUGAUUCACAGGCUACCGUUACCCACGCUGUACCCGAGAAUUACCCGUUUGGAUAUUUACGCUGAUCACCCUUCUGCCAUCUGGAAUCUUGGAGACGCUCACGAUGACACGGGCAGCGGGGCCGAGUUGCACUGUUACUUCUACACCGCACUGCAAAGCGUUAGCAAUGGCUGCCGUGGGAAAAAGAUGGGAAGAAAGGUCGGGGCACAUGGGACUUGGCACAUGUCCUGCACUAGGGAAACCAAGGUGAAUAAUGCAGAUCAGGUUUUGGGGUACAACAAGUACUUCAACUACAAACCGAACACAAUUCAUCCUGGAGAUGUGGAAUACGAGUGGGGUAUGCACGAAUUCACCUUGCACGAUUCCAAUAAAUAUGCACUAUGCAAGAUUACCAGGAGGAUGAGGAAGAAGAAGUUGAAAGGCGCUGUUGAUGAAUCAGUCAUGUUGUCUAAUCAACAGCAACAAGGUUUUGGUGAAAUUGUUCUUUCUUCCAAUCAUGGCGAUCCUGCAAAGCAACCGAACCUGGAACUUUCCCCAGAAUCAAUAACAUGCUCUUUUGAUAAAGUGUCUGAUCAUGAUGAAGUUGGUUCUUCUUCUACUACUACUUUUACAUCAGGACUGUUGUGUCAUCAACAACCAUUAUUAGAAAAUACGCAUCAAGCUCAUACUGCUGCUCUGCUGGAGCCACUCUCUCAAUUUGAGAACUCAGAUUUCAAUGAUGUUCUGUGUGAGACACAGGGGGGUCAUCCUCAACAAUCGCGCAUGGACCACUCCCAUGGAUCAAUAGUGACCACCUCUUCUGACUCUUUUGAAUUAGAAGAUUUUGACGACAUUUUCCUGGAUUUGGGGGACUCCGUAGCACUUGACGAUGUAAGAGAAGAGGACUACUACCAACCAACAGUUGGCUCAAUAGGAAGUCAACAAAACACUACCUGUAAGAGAGCUCGUGUCGAAGAAGGAACCAGAUGUGUUGAGUAUGAUCAACAUACGCAUGAUGCCGGAGCAAAUGGAGCAAAAAGGUAUAAGAAGUGCUGAUACUAGUUGGAGUCCCAACACGAUGUUUCUGUUGCUGUCAAGUAUUGUACAAUGGUCCUGAAAUGAGAAAUUAUCAGAUUCUAGAGUCUAGACUUCUAGCAAUUAAAAUUUUGCAUACAUAGAUAAAAAUAGCACCCACAAGUAUGCAAAUGGAGAUUGAAGAACAGAAAAUUCCCUAAGCACAAGCAAACGACAUUUCAAACAUUGGAUUACGAAAUCAAAAUAUUAACAAGUCGAUUCCAUUAUAAGAAAUUAACAGUAUGAAAAAAAGCAAAGAGACGAGAGAAACACCUUCUAAACGUCGAUAGUUCCGAGUGAGAGUGAAAAGCAGAUGCAGUGCAGUGAGAUUGAGAUUGCGAAGGAGCAUAGAUCUUGUUGUAUUAGCCGAAAGAGCGGCGUGGCGGAGCUGAUUCCUCCACUCACCUUUCCUCCGGAAGAAUCCGCCGUCGGUCCAAGCGACUUCGCCAUUCGCCGUCCCGCGAUUCUUCUCCCUGAUCGUCGGUGAUGGAUGAGCUUGUGAGUUGUGAGGUGGGUCUCAACAAAUAUUUGAUGAUUGA
Molecule: messenger RNA, 2074 nt
Organism: Cuscuta campestris
Lineage: Eukaryota; Viridiplantae; Streptophyta; Magnoliopsida; Solanales; Convolvulaceae
Source: the annotation of a GenBank genome assembly